Neltuma alba is the source of this 1021-nucleotide messenger RNA. Its product is annotated as FCS-Like Zinc finger 5. NCBI's taxonomy places the organism in Eukaryota, Viridiplantae, Streptophyta, Magnoliopsida, Fabales, Fabaceae. Bases 171 to 605 code for a protein of 144 amino acids. The record is from RefSeq and is a predicted model, not a curated record. The transcript is spliced from 2 exons.
AGAUUUAGUUCUGGGCAUUGGGCUCUUCUUUUAUGUUCCCCAAGCUCCCCUGGUUGCCACUUCUUCCUCACCUAGCUUUCCAGAGUCAGAUCAGACUCAUACCCCCAGAAGCAGGAGUGUCACUGAGCUUUCUGCUUCGGCGAUCCUAAAAUAAUACAAGGGGAGGGAAGAUGUUGUUAGGGAAGAGACCUCGUCCUCCAAUGAAGAGGACCACAAGCACGUCAGAAAUCGGCUUGGAUCUCAGCACCACCACCGAUCCUAAGCGGCAGAUUGCAGGCGGGUUCAGUAAUGGGCCCGAUCAGAGGACGAUGGCCGCCGCCACUACUCUGUCGCCAACAACCCAUAGAAGGCACUCGACCGACUUCACUGACACUCCUGACUUUUUGCGCUCUUGCUCUUUCUGUAAACGUCCCUUGGUACCCACCUGUGACAUCUACAUGUACAGGGGGGAUAGCGCUUUCUGCAGCGUAGAAUGCCGUCAACAGGCGAUGAAUCGGGAUGAGAGGAAGGAGAAGUGCUCGCUGACAUCAAAGAAAAAGACUGUGGCUCAUCAUUCUGCUGGAUCCAAAGUCGCCUCUAAUGGCGAAACCGUGGGCGCCUUGUAAAAUCUCUCAGCGCCCCAUCCAUCAUGUACUCGCCACCUAGCUGUGCCCUCUUCUGCCUUAUUAGAAUUUGUUCAUACACCUCUUUCUACCUUAUUUUAUUUUCCUUCCCGUAAUUUUUGUUCUCAUGCUCCGUAGGGGGAUUGGGAGUUGGUCAUCUUCUUGCUCGCUAGUCUACAUCUGGCGUAGUUUUCCCCCCGUUUUCCUUUAUUUUUAUUUUUUGGGAAACAAUUUGCAGCUCUCAUAAGAUUUUGUUACGUCUUUUAGUUGACAAGAAAUUAGGAAAAGGAAAAACCGAGGCUUAUAAUUCCUCUCUUGUUGUAUUUCUUUUUGGAUUCGCGUCAGGUAUGAUAACUCUGGAUCGAUUAUAGUGUGAUGCUCUGUGUUUUCUGAAGAAGUUACUGUUAGUUCAGUGAAAA